UCCCCAUCGCGGACCUACCACCUAGGCCGUCUCCACCAUGAUUCGCAACGCCUCGCUUGUCAAGUUCGAGAGUCAGGUGUACUCCGCCAUGACCGAAGCCAUGCGUCGGGAGCUGGAGGUCCUGAUCGCCACGGCCCCCGAGUCCAAGCGCCUGGCCUUUGCCCAGGAGAUGGAGGGCUUCACGGAGCUCUUCACGCGCUACCACUCUGAGCGUGCCUCCGGCAAGGGAGCCAUCAACUGGAUGGAGAUUCACACCCCACGCCCGAAUCAGAUCCUCCAAUACGACGUCCUUGCCCAGCCGACCGACAACAUCGAUGCCGCGCGUGCCAUGCUCAACAAGCUGGUUGUCCUUAAGCUCAAUGGCGGCCUCGGCACGACGAUGGGCUGCGUCGGCCCGAAGUCUGCCAUCGAGGUCCGCUCGCAGAUGACCUUCCUGGACCUGACCGUCCGGCAGAUUGAGUUCCUCAACCAGACCUACGGCUGCGACGUGCCCCUGAUCCUGAUGAACUCCUUCAACACCACCGACGACACGGCCAAGAUCAUCCAGAAGUACAAGAGCCACGACGUGCGCAUCCUCACCUUCAACCAGAGCCGCUACCCGCGCUUCAACCACGAGAGCAAUGCCCCCUGCCCGAACAGCUUCGACUCCGACAAGCGCAUGUGGUUCCCCCCCGGGCAUGGUGAUCUGUAUGACAGCUUUGCCCGGUCCGGCCUCCUGCAGGAGAUGCUGGACCAGGGCCGGGAGCUGAUGUUCGUGUCGAACGUCGACAACCUCGGGGCCACGGUUGACCUGGCCAUCCUGCAGCACAUCCUGCAAUCGGCCUCGGAGUUUGUCAUGGAGGUGACGGACAAGACCCGUGCCGAUGUCAAGGGCGGCACCCUGGUCGACCACCAUGGCUGCCUGCGCCUGCUGGAGCUGGCCCAGGUGCCGCCGCAGCAUGUCGACGAGUUCAAGUCCAUCUCCAAGUUCCGCAGCUUCAACACCAACAACCUGUGGAUGCGCCUGGACGCGGUGUACCGUGUGGUGGCUGAGCGUACCCUGGAGCUGGAGCUCAUCGUCAACCCGAAGACCAUCCCCGAGACCGGGGAGAAGGUUGUCCAGCUGGAGACCGCCGCUGGCGCGGCCAUUCGCUUCUUCAAGAAUGGCAUCGGCCUUUCGGUUCCGCGCUCGCGCUUCCUGCCGGUCAAGGGCACCGGCGACCUGCUCCUGGUCCAGAGCAACCUCUAUUCUCUCUCCCAUGGGGCCAUGGUGCUGAACAAGAAUCGCGCUGUCAGCACUCUCCCUCUGAUCAAGCUUGGCUCGGAAUUUGGCCGCGUGUCGGACUACCUGUCGCGCUUUGCCCAAAUCCCGGACAUCCUGGAGCUCGACCAUCUGACCGUCACCGGUGAUGUGAACUUUGGCUCCGGCGUCACCCUGCGUGGGACUGUCAUCAUUGUUGCCACCCAUGGCCAGCGCAUCGACAUCCCCAAUGGCUCGAUCUUGGAGAACAAGAUCGUCACCGGCCACCUGCGGAUCCUGGACCAUUGAGCCGACAUGCUUACAGGAGGGCGGGUAUCCCGACUCGCCUUGCUUUCCCGGCCGUCCUUCCUCGCUGUCCAUCCCUCUGCGCAUCCUCCGCCACUCUCCCUCUGCAGUCGCCUUCCUCCUCUCCCCCCCCCCCC
This is a messenger RNA of Fonticula alba, 1662 nucleotides long. RefSeq names its product UTP-glucose-1-phosphate uridylyltransferase. The record is from RefSeq and is a predicted model, not a curated record. Gene Ontology annotation, biological process: UDP-alpha-D-glucose metabolic process; glycogen metabolic process. Gene Ontology annotation, cellular component: cytoplasm. Gene Ontology annotation, molecular function: UTP:glucose-1-phosphate uridylyltransferase activity. Bases 38 to 1528 code for a protein of 496 amino acids. Lineage: Eukaryota; Rotosphaerida; Fonticulaceae. The transcript is spliced from 5 exons.